GUGACCUCUGCACACAAACAAGGGGCUUGCAGGACGAGCUGCUGGGUGUCAUUCUUCUCCCUCUCCCCAUAUAUCCACAUUACCUCCUGGAUCACACUCUUGGCAAUUCAGUGAGAAAAUCAAACCGUUUUCAGGAGGAUUGUCUGGAUUCGAGCAAUUGAAAUCUGAAGAACCAAUGACCAGAAUGACGCGCACAACAGUAAUAGGACUGAUUCUUUUGGCAUUAAGUCUGAACCUGCUGCGGGUCAACGGCCUGGGAUCCAUAAGACAGACCACAGAGGAGCAUCCACCAACUUCCUCAGAUGUCAAAGCGGGCCGCUGCUCGUAUACGUUCAUCGUUCCACAGCAGAAACUAUCCGGAGCGUUGUGCUUGGACACGAAGGCCGCUGCCGCCAACCAGUCGGAGGUGGCUGCGUUGCGGGCAGAGCUGAAGCGGCAGCAGGAGCAGCUGGAGAGCCUGCAGACGCUGCUGCAGCAGGAGAGCGGCUUCGUUACGGAAAUGAGAAUCCUGCGCAAGGAGAGCAGCGGCAUGAACGCCCGCAUCGCUCAGCUCUACGGCCAGCUGCUGCAGGAGCUCAUCCACAAGAAGGACCAGGCCUUGGAGCAACGCAGGGUGGAGAGCCUCCUGCUUAACGCGACAGCUCAUGCGCUGCAGGUGUCCAGCAACUUCCGGGAACUGGAGAAGAAAUACGGAACGCUCACGUCCAUGAUGAGCUCCCAAAGCCAAUUGAUUGCCCGUUUGGAGAAUCAGUGCCAAUGUAAAGAUGAAUCCCAGUCUGACCCGGUGCCAAUGGACUCUCCAAAAAGCCGCCCAGCUGCACUGCUUAAUGACAGUUCAGAAAUCAGCAACGCUCUUCAAAGGGACCAGAGUGCUCUACAACAAGACAUCCCUUUGGGAGCGCUUCUGAUUCCCAGCACCACUGCCAGUCCUUCGACCGUUCAGCCUGUCAUUAGCUCCCCUGUCACCAAGACCUCAGGGCCGUGGCGGGAUUGCAAAGACGUACUGGAAUCGGGCGAGACGACUAGCGGCAUCUACCUGCUGCGCUUGCAGAGCGCUAACCGACUCCUGCAGGCCUGGUGUGAACAGAAUCAAGCUCAGGGAGGCUGGACGGUCAUCCAGCGGAGGCAGGAUGGCUCCGUCAAUUUCUUCAGGACUUGGGAGCAGUAUAAGCAAGGCUUUGGGAACCUAGAUGGGGAGUACUGGCUGGGCUUGGAGCACCUCUACUGGCUGACCAAACAAGCCAAAUACAAGCUGCGGGUGGUUCUGGACGACUGGCAGGGUCGACGGGUGUUCGCCGAGUACGACAGCUUCCGGGUGGAGUCGGAGAGCGACUGGUACAGAUUGCGGUUGGGUCAGUAUCGGGGCAACGCGGGCGACUCGCUGUCGUGGCACAACAACAAGGCCUUCACCACUCUGGAUCGGGACCGAGACAGCUACACAGGUAACUGCGCGCACUACCAGAAAGGAGGCUGGUGGUACCACACUUGCGCCCACUCCAACCUGAACGGCGUGUGGUAUCGGGGCGGUCACUACCGCAGUCGCUACCAGGAUGGCGUCUACUGGGCGGAAUUCCAGGGAGGCGCCUACUCACUGAAACGGGUCGUUAUGAUGGUCAAGCCUAUAUAGUAUGUGUCGCGUCACCGUCGCGGCAGGGAAUGCGGACGCCUGCCCCGGUGACGCGAUUGGCCUUCCGCUUUCGCUGCCCUCCACUGACAUUCACUUAGCGAUUUCUGUCCUGACUUAACCUUACAUUUUAAUUUCGCGUAACAUCUGUUAUGCAGAGCAAUAAAACGACCUUAAAAAAAAUGCAG
This is a messenger RNA of Hippocampus comes (tiger tail seahorse), 1812 nucleotides long. It is a transcript of the gene angptl6, whose product is annotated as angiopoietin-like 6. Bases 176 to 1627 code for a protein of 483 amino acids. Gene Ontology annotation, molecular function: extracellular matrix structural constituent; protein-macromolecule adaptor activity. Gene Ontology annotation, cellular component: fibrinogen complex. The record is from RefSeq and is a predicted model, not a curated record. Lineage: Eukaryota; Metazoa; Chordata; Actinopteri; Syngnathiformes; Syngnathidae. The transcript is spliced from 7 exons. Gene Ontology annotation, biological process: positive regulation of heterotypic cell-cell adhesion; fibrinolysis; platelet aggregation.